CCAAAAAGUUUAUUAAUACUGUAAGAGUUACUCGAAAAUGGACGACAAAAUAUUAAAAUCACCCCUUCCUCCCAUACCUUACCCCGAGAUAUCGGUCGCAAAGUAUAUUCUCGACCGUCUCAAGCAGUUUAGUGGACAAAAAACUGUUCUGCUUGACUGCCCAUCGGGCCGUAAACACAGUGCCCAACAGGUCUACGAUCACAUCCUCAACAUCGCCGCCGCUUUCGUGGACUUAGGCCUUAAUAAAGGAGAUGUCGUGCUAUUCAUAUCACCCAAUAGUGACUAUUAUGCCAUCGGUUUGCUGGCAGUUAUGGCAGCCGGAGGUGUCUUCAGCGCGUGCAGUGAAUUGAGUUCUUAUCGCGAAGUCUACAAUGCCAUUGAGGACACGACCGCUAAGUAUGUGGUCUGUACUCCGGAUAACUUGGAGGACAUCAAGAAUAUCGCAGAAUGUUUGCCACAGAUUAGAAAAAUCAUAUUAAUGUCAAACGAGUGGACAUCACAGACAGACCCAAAGGUUGUGAAUUACUUCCAGUUAUAUGAUUACGAGGCCUCCGAAUGUAGCUAUGAUUUGCCCAAACGGGUCGACUGUCACCAAGACAUGGCAGCCCUACUGCUAUCAUCCGGGUCUACGGGUCGACCCAAACCCAUAAUCCGUUUGCAUAGGAAUGUCAUUAACCUGACCCACCAGUUCCAGCACCAGGAGAUUUGGGGGUUGACUGAGAGAAGUGUACACUCCUGUCAAAACACAUUCUGUCAUUCCGGUGGACUCACAUUCCUAUUGCAUUCAAUAGCGUCGGGUGCCAUCGCUGCCAUUAUGCCGGCCUUCGAGGGCAACAAAUUCAUUAAUUAUGUGGAAAAAUAUAAGAUUACGAGUGCUUUUCUGGUGCCCUCUUAUGUCAUAUUCUUAGCCAAUGUCGACGUUUCCAACAGAGAUGUGUCCAGUUUUGAGGACAUCAUAUGCGCCGGCAGUCCACUGCCUGAAGGGAUCGCCGACAAAGUGUUUGCGAAUAUGGGACUCAAGUACUUUCGUCAGGGUUAUGGUAUGACUGAAGUGGGAUUCUGCACUCAAGUAUUCCGGAGCAAGAAUUUAGAGCACAAGGCGUCGGUGGGCUGGUGUGUGCCCGACUCCCAGGUCAAGGUUGUCGACCCAAACACCAGUGAACUACUGGGCCCUAAUCAAGUGGGCGAGGUAUGGAUCAAAAGCCAUCAGAUGACACCCGGGUAUCUGAACCUCCCCGACAAGAAUGCCGAGUCGUUCGACGGCCAGGGAUUCAUACGGUCGGGCGAUGCCGGCUAUUAUGACUCCCAGCGCCUGCUGUACAUUAUGGACAGGUAUAAGCAGAUCCUAAAGGUCGAGGGUAUUAUAGUGUUGCCCUCGGAGUUGGAGUACCUGUUGCUCAGCCACGAGGACGUGUCGGAGGCGGCGGUGAUUGGCGUCAAACACAGCUAUUAUGUUGAGGUCCCGAAGGCCUUCGUUGUACUCAAGCCUCAGAGGAAAGUGAGUGAAGAGAAACUCAUUCAAUACAUCGACGGACUCGUCAACGAUGUCAAGAAACUCAGAGGAGGUCUCACGAUAUUGCAAGAGUUGCCGAAGACUCCCCUGGGCAAGAUUAAUAAGACUUUACUUCAAUGAUGUGCUUAUUUUUUAUAUAUAUUUAUUUGCUUGUUUAUAUAUAAUAUACACACUUAAUAUA
Messenger RNA from Oppiella nova, 1694 nucleotides. The record is from the annotation of a GenBank genome assembly. Lineage: Eukaryota; Metazoa; Arthropoda; Arachnida; Sarcoptiformes; Oppiidae.